CAGGCUUGUUGUCCACGUGACAUAUAGUUCAGCACCAUGGACAGUGACUUUGUCAUCACUGGUCCACAGUUGGAAUUUAUUUACUUUCUGCUUUCAGCUUUGUUGUUAUUGCUUUCAGUUUUGUUGUUUACUGCUUUUGAAUCAUGUAUCUAAAUGUCGACAUCGUGUGAAUAAAUAUGCAAAUUAUAUUUUAGCAGAGUUUUAUUGACAAUACUAAAUACAUAAUUGUAAAUGAGUUGUAUUGUGUUAAGUCUCUUGAUGGGGUCCAUUUGGAUAUUUGUCCUUUUCAAAUCUUGUUUUGGCUGCACUUGCACAAUGUGGACUCUUAGGGGCGCUGUUGCCCUUUUUUUUGCUGUCAGCUUUUUUAUUUUUUUGUUGCCUUUGUCACAAUCCACUCAGUACGUGGAUGGAACACGGAGUCAGUCGAAGAAGGAGCGCAUUGUGCACGGAUGUAUUCUACUUUGGAUUUUGCACCCACACUGAAAAGAAGUAGCGCUGCUUUUUUGUAUUUUCCUAUUUUUACAUCCAUUGGAUUUGGUGACAAAAAGGGAAUAAAAGGCCGCGCCUGCAGUGGAAUCAGCCAGGACAAUGAGACGGCAAGUAUUGUUCAUCUCCAUCUUCUGCAUCAGCUGCGUGAUAGGGCAGGUCACCUACUCCAUACCAGAGGAAAUGGCAAAAGGGUCUUUAAUCGGCAACAUAGCCCGAGAUUUGGGCUUGGACGUCAAGAGGCUGAGGGCGGGCAAAGCGCGCAUUUACACGGGAGACAGCGCUCAGUACAUCGAGCUGAACAGAGAACGAGGGGUCCUCCUUAUCAAGGAAAAAAUAGACAGGGAGAUGUUGUGCAGGCAGACGACGCCCUGCGCGCUGCAUUUCCAAAUCACGCUUGAAAACCCGCUGGAAUUGUUCCCCAUCACUGUGGAAAUCACGGACAUAAACGACAAUGCGCCACUGUUCCAGAAAGAUGAAAGGACAUUUGAAAUCAGCGAAUCUGCCGUGGUGGGCUCCAAAUUCAUGCUGGAGAAAGCGUUCGAUCCUGAUAUAGGACUGAAUGGUCUUCAGCGGUACACGCUGACGCCGAGUGACAGCUUUACGCUCAAAUUGCACAGUCAGUCAGACGGCGGUAAAAAGGUGGAAAUGGUGCUGCAGAAGCCGCUUGACAGAGAGAAACAGGAGCACGUAGCUUUGGUGUUGACCGCCGAGGACGGAGGAGAACCGCAGCUGAGUGGAACCAUGCAGAUACACAUCAAUGUUCUCGAUAUAAACGACAAUGCGCCAGUAUUCAGCAAGGCCGCGUACAAAGCGAGCAUCACGGAGAACUCCGCCAUUGGAACACUCAUCACUAAAGUGAGCGCGUCGGACGCGGACAAGGGCGCGAACGGAGAUGUGGUGUAUGUGAUAGGAAACAGCAUGGACACUGCGUCCAGGUUAUUUCACAUUAACGGCGACGGCGACGUCACACUGAAUGGCGCAAUAGAUUAUGAAAAAGAGAAAAUAUACCACGUGGACAUAGAGGCUAUUGAUCAAGGGGGGUUGUCUGAUUCCAGUAAAAUAAUUAUUGAUGUGAUUGAUGUGAACGACAACAGCCCCAUUGUCAAUAUGAUUUCAUCAUCUGGCUCUGUGCCGGAAGAUGCCAGCCUUAAAACUGUCAUAGCUUUAAUGAGUGUCAGCGACCCGGAUUCUGAUGCUAAUGGUCAGGUCCACUGUGCGAUAGGUGAAAAUAUACCUUUUGCUAUUAAAACGACGUCUAAUAAUUUCUACAGUUUAGUGACAGACAGUGAAUUAGACCGAGAGAGGUCGAGUGAGUAUAACAUCACAGUGAUGUGCUCUGAUGACGGAGUGCCCUCCCUCUCCAGCAGCGUCACUCUCACCUUACACAUCUCAGAUGUGAACGACAACGCACCUGUCUUUGAGAGGAGCUCAUAUGAGGCCUCCAUUGUAGAAAACAACAUUCCAGGUCUUUCUAUAUUCACAGUGAAAGCCAGAGACGCUGACUGGAACCAGAACGCUCGCCUCUCUUACAUGCUGGAGGACUCCUCUGUUAACGGAGUGCCAGUCUCCUCAUAUGUGUCUGUUAGUGCUGAUAGUGGAGUCAUCCAUGCAGUGCGCUCUUUUGACUACGAGCACCUGAAAGAGUUUCAUUUCCGCGUCAGAGCUCAGGAUGGAGGUUCUCCUCCCCUCAGCAGCAACGUGAGCGUCCGCGUCCUGAUCCAGGACCAGAACGACAACGCCCCCCAGGUCCUGUACCCGGUCCAGACGGGCGGCUCGGUGCUGGCUGAAAUGGUGCCUCGUUCAGCAGAUGCGGGCUAUCUGGUGACUAAAGUGGUGGCUGUUGAUGUGGACUCUGGACAGAACGCCUGGCUCUCCUAUAAAGUGCACAAAGCCACAGACAGGGCGCUGUUUGAAGUGGGCCUACACAAUGGAGAAAUAAGAACUGUCCGCCAAGUCACUGAUAAAGAUGCUGUCAAACAAAGACUGAGUGUUCUAGUGGAGGACAACGGGCAGCCCUCUCGUUCAGCUACAGUCAUUGUUAACGUGGCGGUGGCGGACAGCUUCCCUGAAGUGCUGUCAGAGUUCACUGACUUUAGCAUGCACGACAAGGAGUACAAUGACAAGCUGACUUUUUACUUAGUCUUGGCUUUGGCUGUAGUCUCCUUCCUCUUCAUCACCUGCUUGCUGCUCAUCAUAUCAGUCAAAGUGUACAGGUGGAGACAGUCUCGCGUCCUGUACCACUCCAACCUCCCUGUCAUUCCAUAUUAUCCACCACGUUACUCAGACACUUUGGGGACAGGGACUCUCCAACACGUGUACAAUUACGAGGUGUGCAGGACCACCGACUCCAGGAAAAGUGACUUUAAGUUGGACGGAGCUGCUAGUCACAACGUGCUGGUGAUGGACCCCAGUUCUACAGGAACCAUGCAGAAGAUACACAGUGAAAGGAACAUCCUGGAUGAACCUGACUCUCCUCUAGAGGUUGGUCACUUGUGUUUUAUUUGAGUUCCACACUAAAUGUUUUUAUUUGCCUGUCGUAUGGUUGUGGAUAACUAAAAAUGUUCUCCACAUGAGCUGUGGAUCUUUGAUCAGUUCUUUCCUUCUUCGGUGUAUAAAUAUAGGCAGAAGGUUGUGUCUUGGUGUAGGUUUAAAGUUGUCCUAUACACUUUUUACAUAUGGUGGUUUAAACAGUGCUCUGUGAGAUGUUCAAAGUUUGGGAAACUGCAUUGUUAACUUACUUUGUUUUAAAAUUCACCCCAAUUUUUUCUUUUACAAGUUUUGCAAGCUCCUUGGACGUCAUGAUGUUUGCUCUUUUUUCUCUCUUAAUAAUUCUCUGAGGCCAUCACA
Entelurus aequoreus (snake pipefish) is the source of this 3336-nucleotide messenger RNA. RefSeq names its product protocadherin beta-16-like. Gene Ontology annotation, biological process: homophilic cell-cell adhesion. Gene Ontology annotation, molecular function: calcium ion binding. Gene Ontology annotation, cellular component: plasma membrane. The transcript has a single exon. Bases 589 to 2994 code for a protein of 801 amino acids. Lineage: Eukaryota; Metazoa; Chordata; Actinopteri; Syngnathiformes; Syngnathidae. The record is from RefSeq and is a predicted model, not a curated record.